Staurois parvus is the source of this 542-nucleotide messenger RNA. The record is from the annotation of a GenBank genome assembly. Lineage: Eukaryota; Metazoa; Chordata; Amphibia; Anura; Ranidae.
UGGUCAUCUCCUGUACUAUGUCCGCAGUCUCUGGUCAUCUCCUGUACUAUGUCCGCAGUCUCUGGUCAUCUCCUGUACUAUGUCCGCAGUCUCUGGUCAUCUCCUGUACCGUGUCCGCAGUCUCUGGUCAUCUGCUGUACUAUGUCCGCAGUCUCUGGUCAUCUCCUGUAUUAUAUCUGCAGUCUCUUAUAGUCCUCCUAAACAUUGCAUAUGUUGAACACUAUGUGUGGCCCUUUAGUAAUGUCAGGGGCCACAGCUUAGGCUCUCUAUAGCUCAUAAGUUCACAACCACUAGGGCAUACCGGGGGAAAUUUACUAAAACUGGCGCACUCAGAAUCUGGUGCAGCUGUGCAUGGUAGCCAAUCAGCUUCUAACGUCAGCUUGUUCAGUUAAACUUUGGCAAUAAAACCUGGAAGUUGAUUGGUUUCUAUGCAGAGCACCACCAGAUUCUGCACUCUCCAGUUUUAGCAAAUAACCCCCACCAUGUCCAUGACAAUAAUCCCUUUUCCUUAUUAAUAGUUCUGAUUAUUAUAGUUUAUUGAU